AUGGAGCUGUUCCCAGCGCACCCGGACUUGCAGCUGCAGAUCAGCCCUCCCACAGCCACCAAGCCAAUGGAGCUAGGGUCUUGGAAGAGGGCUCUAGACACCACGUCGCCUGCAACUACAACAGCGGCGGCGGCGGCGGCUACUGCCACGGCCACCACGGCCCCCUCCCUCGCCUUCGUCACCUCGGCGCCGACGACAGCCGUGGGAUACCACGCGGCGGUGGCGGCGGCGGGCGCGCACCACCAUCAUCAUCAGGUGCCGACGAGCACGCACUCCCACCUGGGCCUCCCGUUCUUGCAUUACACCCAGCCCAUCCUCCCGGAGGGCGGCGGCGGCGGUGGCCUCCGCCGGGACCUGGCCUCCAUGAGGCCCAUCCGGGGCAUCCCCGUGUACGACACCUCGCAGCCGCUCCCCUUCCUGCAGAGCCACCCGCACCACCACCACCACCACCACCACCCGCAUUGCUACGACGCGAUCGGCCACGGCGCCGGGCCGAGGUCCCCCAAGGCCGCGCUCCGUCUCGCGGGGGCGCCGGCGAAGCGGGGCGCGCGCGCCCCCCGGAUGCGGUGGACGACGUCGCUGCACGCGCGCUUCGUCCACGCCGUCGAGCUGCUCGGGGGCCACGAGAGAGCUACACCCAAGUCAGUUCUUGAGCUAAUGGACGUGAAGGAUCUGACCUUGGCCCAUGUCAAGUCGCACUUGCAGAUGUAUCGGACCAUCAAGACUACUGACCACAAGCCAGCUUCUGCUUCAUCCUAUGGGCAAGCGGCUGCUAAAACGAUCAUCGAUAUCCCCGACGACAACCUGUUUGACCUCACCAACACCACCAGCGGGUCUGAGUCGUCUGCUCAGCACUCUAAUCCUGACGGCAACGAGCAUGGCUCCAGCAUGUGUGCUCUCUGGUGCAACUCCUCGAUAAGCAGCAAAGGGGCCUGGUUCCAUGACAAAUCAAGAGAUGCCACUCCCGGCGACAUCAAAUCCUUCGAGGACGUGCAAUCACAAAGCCUUGACGAUGUCUCUGACCUAAACUCAUCGUCGCCGUUCCAAGUAGCUGGGAUGUUUGGAGGCAAGAAACCGAACCUCGACUUCACCCUAGGACGGAUAUAA
This is a messenger RNA of Miscanthus lutarioriparius, 1107 nucleotides long. Lineage: Eukaryota; Viridiplantae; Streptophyta; Magnoliopsida; Poales; Poaceae. The record is from the annotation of a GenBank genome assembly.